Molecule: messenger RNA, 4155 nt
Organism: Gambusia affinis (western mosquitofish)
Lineage: Eukaryota; Metazoa; Chordata; Actinopteri; Cyprinodontiformes; Poeciliidae
Gene: aass
Product: aminoadipate-semialdehyde synthase
Exons: 24
Coding region: 143-2935 (930 amino acids)
Cellular component (GO): cytoplasm
Molecular function (GO): saccharopine dehydrogenase activity
Source: RefSeq, a predicted model, not a curated record
GUUUACUCUGGGCACGUGAGGUGGAGCUACUUUGGAUUUGCACGUUCUGGCUGGGUGACGUACUCGGGAGUAUUGUCGCAGCCUUUCUUGGUCCAGAGCCGCUGGGGCGAACAGAACCCGGUGAGAAAGGACGGCUGAAGGCAUGCUCAGACUUGUGGGCCUGCACCGUAGCAGGACGCCCAGCUACGUGGGGGCUCAGCAGCGCAACAAGCACCACAGGGCCGUCAUGGCUAUCCGCCGUGAGGACGUCAACCCCUGGGAAAGAAGGGCCCCACUGGCUCCCCGCCAUGUCAGGGAGCUGACGAAUGACGGUGUCAAAGUCCUGGUCCAGCCAUCUAACCGCCGCGCCAUCCAUGAGAAGUUCUAUAUGAAGGCAGGGGCCAUCAUUCAGGAGGACAUUUCAGAGGCAUCUCUGAUUGUUGGAGUGAAGAGGCCCCCGGAGGAGAAGGUCAUCCCCAGGAAGACGUAUGCUUUCUUCUCCCAUACCAUCAAAGCUCAGGAGGCCAACAUGGGACUACUGGAUGACCUGCUCAAGAAGGAAGUUCGUCUUAUUGACUAUGAGAAGAUGGUUGACGCCAAUGGUUACCGUAUUGUAGCGUUUGGCCAGUGGGCCGGUGUUGCAGGAAUGAUUAACAUUCUUCAUGGUUUGGGACUUCGUUUCUUGGCUCUUGGCCACCACACUCCUUUCAUGCACAUUGGGAUGGCACACAACUACAGGAACGUCAGCCAGGCCAUCCAGGCCGUGAGGGAUUGUGGUUAUGAGAUUUCCAUGGGACUCAUGCCCAGAUCCAUUGGCCCCCUCACCUUUUGUUUUACUGGAACAGGAAAUGUCUCCAAGGGAGCCCAGGAUAUGAUCAAUGAACUUCCUGUUGAAUAUGUUGAACCUCAUGAGUUGAAAGAUGUCUCUGAAACUGGAGAUAUGAAUAAAGUGUAUGCCACAGUUCUGAGCCGGCACCACCACCUGGUGAGGAAGAGCGAUGGCAACUAUGAUCCCAUGGAAUAUGAGAACCACCCAGAACUCUACACCUCACACUUCAGAACCAGCGUUGCUCCCUACACAACAUGUCUGAUUAAUGGCAUCUACUGGGACCCCCACACCCCAAGGCUCCUCAGACGCCUUGAUGCCCAAAGACUCAUCAGACCCCUUAGAUCCUUGAGGGCUCUCAACGAGGGGUCACCAGUGCUGCCUCACAAACUACUGGCCAUCUGUGACAUAUCUGCAGAUACUGGAGGCUCCAUAGAGUUCAUGACUGAGUGCACCACCAUUGAUAAGCCUUUCUGCAUAUAUGACGCAGACCAGCACAUAGACCAUGACAGCGUGGAGGGAAAUGGGAUCCUCAUGUGCUCAAUUGACAACCUUCCUGCCCAGCUCCCGAUUGAAGCCACUGAGUACUUUGGAGACCGACUCGGCCCUUACAUCUGGGAAAUGCUGCUCUCAGAUGCCACCAAGUCGCUCAAUGAAGAGGAGUUCAGCCCACAAGUCAGAGAUGCCAUCAUCACCUCCAAUGGAGCUCUCACCCCAAAGUUUGAAUACAUCGAAAAAAUGCGAGAGAAAAGGGAAAAGGCUCAGAUCCUGAAGAAAACUGGUAUGAAGAGAGUUCUGCUGCUGGGGUCAGGUUACGUCUCUGGGCCUUUGGUGGAGUAUCUGACCCGGGAUGAGAAGACCCAGGUGACUGUUGCGUCUGUGCUUCUGAAACAGGCUGAGGAGCUGGCAGCCAGGUAUCCCAACACCAUCCCCAUCAUGCUGGAUGCCAGCAGCCAGGAGGGACACCUGGACUCUCUGGUCACAGAUCAUGACCUGGUCAUCAGCAUGCUGCCUUACUCUUUCCAUCCCAUCAUCGCCAAACACUGCAUAAGGAGGAAGGUGAACAUGGUGACUGCCAGCUACCUGAGUCCUGCUAUGAAGGAGCUGCAGAAAAGUGUGGAGGAAGCAGGCAUCACCAUUGUGAACGAGAUGGGACUGGAUCCAGGCAUCGAUCACAUGCUGGCCAUGGAGUGUAUCGACCAGGCCAAGGCUGAUGGCUGCACUGUGGAGUCUUACAGCUCGUUCUGCGGUGGGCUUCCUUCUCCGGAGUGUUCAGACAAUCCUCUUCGCUACAAGUUCAGCUGGAGUCCUUACGGUGUCCUCCUGAAUACAAUCAGCCCAGCUGUCUUUUUCAGAGAUGGUGAGGUGGUGAGCAUCCCUGCAGGUGGGGCUCUGAUGGAUUCGACCACAGAGAUGGAUUUCUUCCCAGGUUUCAACCUGGAGGGAUUUCCCAACCGCGACAGCACCAAGUACGCCGAGUCAUAUGGCAUCCAGACAGCACACACGCUCAUCAGGGGAACCCUGCGCUUCAAGGGCUUCUCCAAAGCCAUGGGCGGCUUUGUUAAGCUGGGACUGAUCAAUACCGAGCCCAAUCCUGUCCUCCAGCACCCUACGUCUACCAUCUCCUGGAAAGAACUCCUUUGUCAUCAGAUGGGCUUGCCCUCCUCCGUGUCCCCAGAAGCUUUUGAGGAAGCAGUCUAUAAGCAGGUUGGAGAGGAUCAGUUCAGAAUGGACACCUUGAGAUGGCUGGGGAUGCUGAGCGACGACGCUGUGCCUCAUGCGGACACCAUUCUGGCUGCACUCACAAAACACCUGGAAGCCAAGCUCUCUUUUGCUAAAGGUGAGCGGGACUUGAUAAUCAUGAGGAACGACGUGGGAAUUCGACAUCCAACCGGAGAGCUGGAGAUGCGACAGAUCAGCCUGGUGGUAUAUGGGGAACCAAACGGUUUCUCUGCCAUGGCCAAGACUGUAGGAUACCCAGCAGCCAUUGCUGCUCGCAUGGUUCUUGAUGGGGAAAUCAGUACAAAAGGUCUGCUGGUCCCAAUGACCAAAGACAUCUAUGGGCCGGCGUUGGCUCGGCUGAAGGAGGAAGGACUGCACAUCAUAUCCAAGAGCACCCUACAGGAGUAGAACAUAGUCUGCAGAGAACCUGCAGAAGUCCAAAGAACUUCAAAAGUGGAUAAAAUCAGCUUUUGAUGACUUUACAUCAAUUCCUUUAACACUAUGAAACCCAGCUGUCUGCUGGUUGUCUGAUUGUUUUAUUUUAUUUUUUUAAGGAAUGUUUUUGUUAGACCUACUUGACAGAUAAAAAUUUUAAGUGUUAAUAAAAAUGUGAAAGCAGCAGUAGCCAAAACAUAUUUGAGUCCAAAAUCACCAAAUUUAGAAAUCUGAAGAAUUAGUUAAAAUAGUUGAAAGGAAAUUCAUGCUCAAAAUUUGCAGUCUCAGGUCAGAAAUUUAGGAUGCAGGUGAUGUUCAAUAAUUAAAAUGUUUUGCCUAACUUCUCAUCUGUAUCAGAGGAACAUAAUUAGGUCAGACAACAUGAAUGAAACCAUAAGAACAAAACCUCUUAAACAAACAUCCAAGUGCAGACCUGCUGUAGAGCCCAGCUGAGAAAACGUCACAGCGUGCAAUGAGAUGAAUCCUACCGCUGAAUGCUCAGUGUGUGGCUGAAACCACACAGUCAGGUCUUCAUUUUGUAAGAAAUGUACUCCAAACUAAAGUUGGACCUGACUGGAGCUCCCAGCUGAUGUUUUUAGAAAGUGCACCAAGUUCUGGAGCAGUUUCACAUAGAUGUAGAAAAAAUGUUACAAUGUUACACUGCCGACACUGACCUGAUCAGUGUCGGCAGUGUAACAUGCUGAUCUGAUAUUUACUGACUAAAACCAGGCUAGUUUCAUCCAUCGAUCACAGGUUUUGAUUCUUUUCAAAUAGAGAUAAGGAAGUAUUUUGCAUAUAGCAGAGAUAUAUAUUUAGCGAUAUAAAUUACUCCAUGUCAUCUUAAAACAAAUGUUUGUAAUGUGUAGAUAUCAGAAAGACUGAGAGGCUUUAGAAUGUAAUUCAGGAGACAAUAAGUUUAAUUUCUGGAGAGAUCAGUACCAUAAAACGCCAUCAUGAACUGCUUGUUGAAAGUCUUUUUCUAAAUGUUUGAGGUCACAAUAUCUGAAAUAUUUCUGUUGUGGGGUUUUGUUUAUGUUUUUUCUUUUUGACAGAAAUGAAAUGGUAACAAUUAAACUCCUGUAAAGUAUUCUGAUGAUUUCUUAAAAACAUAAAGAGCAUUAAUGUAGGUCACACAGUUUCAAUAUAUUUAUCUAAAUAAUUUAGAUAAAUAAAUGAUCAGUUAUUGUGGAAAA